AUGCUAUCUGGGCGACCCGAACUCCAGAUAGCUCGCGGGCCCCAUCGCCCUACGGAUGCUGCAGGGGUGUAUGCUAUUCCAGGCCCCAACCUGGACCCUUCCCCUCCACAGGGCCCCAACCUGGACCCUUCCCCUCCACAGGGCCCCAACCUGGACCCUUCCCUUCCACAGGGCCCCAACCUGGACCCUUCCCCUCCACAGGGCCCCAACCUGGACCCUUCCCCUCCACAGGGCCCCAACCUGGACCCUUCCCCUCCACAGGGCCCCAACCUGGACCCUUCCCCUCCACAGGGCCCCAACCUGGACCCUUCCCCUCCACAGGGCCCCAACCUGGACCCUUCCCCUCCACAGGGCCCCAACCUGGACCCUUCCCCUCCACAGGGCCCCAACCUGGACCCUUCCCCUCCACAGGGCCUCAACCUGGACCCUUCCCCUCCACAGGGCCCCAACCUGGACCCUUCCCCUCCACAGGGCCCCAACCUGGACCCUUCCCCUCCACAGGGCCCCAACCUGGACCCUUCCCCUCUACAGAGCCCCAACCUGGACCCUUCCCCUCCACAGGGCCCCAACCUGGACCCUUCCCCUCUACAGAGCCCCAACCUGGACCCUUCCCCUCCACAGGGCCCCAACCUGGACCCUUCCCCUCCACAGGGCCCCAACCUGGACCCUUCCCCUCCACAGGGCCCCAACCUGGACCCUUCCCCUCCACAGGGCCCCAACCUGGACCCUUCCCCUCCACAGGGCCCCAACCUGGACCCUUCCCCUCCACAGGGCCCCAACCUGGACCCUUCCCCUCCACAGGGCCCCAACCUGGACCCUUCCCCUCCACAGGGCCCCAACCUGGACCCUUCCCCUCCACAGGGCCCCAACCUGGACCCUUCCCCUCCACAGGAGCCCAAAAUGGACCCUUCCCCUCCACAGAGCCCCAACCUGGCCCCUUCCCCUCUACAGGGCCCCAACCUGGACCCUUCCCCUCCACAGGGCCCCAACCUGGACCCUUCCCCUCCACAGGGCCCCAACCUGGACCCUUCCCCUCCACAGAGCCCCAACCUGGACCCUUCCCCUCCACAGAGCCCCAACCUGGACCCUUCCCCUCCACAGAGCCCCAACCUGGACCAUUCCCCUCUACAGAGCCCCAACCUGGACCCUUCCCCUCCACAGAGCCCCAACCUGGCCCCUUCCCCUCCACAGGGCCCCAACCUGGACCCUUCCCCUCUACAGAGCCCCAACCUGGACCAUUCCCCUCUACAGAGCCCCAACCUGGACCCUUCCCCUCUACAGAGCCCCAACCUGGACCCUUCCCCUCUACAGAGCCCCAACCUGGACCCUUCCCCUCUACAGAGCCCCAACCUGGACCUAUAA
Messenger RNA from Salvelinus fontinalis (brook trout), 1362 nucleotides. RefSeq names its product proline-rich protein HaeIII subfamily 1-like. Lineage: Eukaryota; Metazoa; Chordata; Actinopteri; Salmoniformes; Salmonidae. The transcript is spliced from 3 exons. The record is from RefSeq and is a predicted model, not a curated record. Bases 1 to 1362 code for a protein of 453 amino acids.